UGAUUUUUUUGAAUAAUUUCUCGUAGUUUUAAAGUCAUCAUUUUUUUUCCGAUGAUGAUAAACCAUACUUACACUGAUUCUUUAGUAGAUUCUUUAAAAUAUAAACAUCCUGACAGAGUUAAAAAGGAUCUUCAGAUAUUACAAAAUAAUUAUAAAGAUCUCUCACCAAUGACUGGAACAUAUGUUUUUAAAAAUUUUUAUGGAAAUAAAAGAGAAUUAAUCAAACUAAAUGGAACUAUUCCAAUCUUAUAUAAAGGCAAAACCUACAACAUACCCAUUCGUAUGUGGGUUCCAGAAAAUUAUCCCAACACUUCACCCGACUGCUUCGUUACACCUACCCCUAACAUGCUCAUCAAACCUUCCAAGUACAUAGAUUCGGAUGGGAAAAUUUACCUGCCAUACUUUAAGGAUUGGAAACAAGCUUGCGACCUCGUAGGUUCAAUCCAAGUUAUGCAAUCCGUAUUCGGUGAUCACUGCCCAGUUUUUACUAAAACGACUGCUUCGUCAUCCAUCCCUUCCCAGCAAUCGUCGGACCACCCAUCCCACCUCCUUCCUUACACGUCGAACCCGUCCAACUUGCCAUACCCGUUACAGUCCGGCAUGCCCAAAAUUUCUACCCAACAACACACCGGGCACGAUUACGAUCUCAGUAGCAGCUAUCCCUCCAUACGUUCUCCGCCACUCGAUAAAGAAGCCAUCAGGAUUUCUCUCGUAUCCGCCCUGAAGGACAGGAUAAAUAACAUGCUUACAGAGACCUUCGAGCGAGCCCAAACUGAAAUGGAUAAUUUACUCAAAACGGAACAGAGGCUGAAGGACGGUGCCAUCGUGAUUCACAAUAUCAUGACAGUUUUGGAUCAAGAAAAUAACGAGGCGAAGUUAAAGCUGAAAACCCUCAAGGAAGCCUUAGAGGAGGGCAAGCGUGAUUCCAUUAAAUUUCUUCCAACAAAAAUAGAAGAUAAAAAUGAAAUGGCAGACGAUACGAAAAAUGCAGAUAAUAAAUUGGAGAAGUCCGACGAAGAAUUCGCGUAUUUAGACGAAACCGUGAAUGCCACUACCCCAAUCUAUAAACAAUUACUUAAUGCCUACGCGGAAGAAAAUGCCAUACUCGAUAUCACGUUUUAUCUUGGAGAAUCUCUCAAGCACAAAAUUCUCACUCUGGACGAUUUCUUAAAGAAUAUUCGAGAAUUAUCGAGGAAGCAAUUCAAACUUAAAGUUCUGAUGCAAAAAUGUCGCCUGGCUGCUGGAUUACAAAUAUGAAAAUCAAAUAUUACGUUACAUCGUUUAUUAUUAUAUUAUUCCAUCUAUAUAUACAUGGCAUUUCAUGCGAACCCUUUAAUCGAAUUAUUGUUUUCUUUUUUACAACGUAGUAAGGAAUUGCGAUUCCUAUUAUCAUUUAAAUAUUAUAGUGUUCUAACUUCAUUUUCCUUUCAAAUUUUAGUUUAGAGAUCAAAAUCCAUUUCAUGCACGAGUUUCUUACACACCCCCCCCUUCCUUGCUUUAAAAAAGUAAUCUCCAAAAAUUUAUUUUAAAUUAGUAUUUUUUUUUAAAUAAAAAAUUGAAAAAGUGUACUUGAAGUUCAAAUACAAUUUUUCAAAAUAUUUGCCUCUCAACACCCCCCCCCCUCUCCUCCCGUUUUCGUUGAUCAUUUUUUCCUCCCACCGAUUCUUGGGAUAUUUGUAUUAUUUAAUUCCAUUCAUUUAUUUUCCCAUCCAUUCCUUUAAAAUACAUUUUUUUUUAUAUUAAAUAUAUUAUAUUUUUUUUGUAGAUAAAUUUAUUAUUAAUUAAGUAACCUAUAAAAAAAAUCAAAAAUGAUUAUUAUGAAAUCCAAAUAUUUAUUUAUUAUAUAAUUAUUAUGAAUAA
Messenger RNA from Gordionus sp. m RMFG-2023, 1860 nucleotides. Its product is annotated as tumor susceptibility gene 101 protein-like. The transcript is spliced from 9 exons. The coding region runs from base 52 to 1257 and encodes 401 amino acids. Lineage: Eukaryota; Metazoa; Nematomorpha; Gordioida; Chordodea; Parachordodidae. The record is from RefSeq and is a predicted model, not a curated record. Gene Ontology annotation, cellular component: ESCRT I complex. Gene Ontology annotation, molecular function: ubiquitin binding. Gene Ontology annotation, biological process: protein transport; protein modification process; endosome to lysosome transport.